UCCACUCCCGACUCCCCUGGUGUUUGGGUUAUAUAUUUUAUUUAUGAUUUUUUUCCCUGCAUACGAGAGACGUCUUUUGCUAUGUUCUAGGCUGCCCAUAAAGUCUGAAGCCUUCACAAUCGCCAUUUAUAAUUUCAGAUUCUGAAGUCGAUUCCUUUACUGUUCCUCAAACUACCAAACAAGCAAACGAAAGCGAUCAAAUACCUAAUUGUACUAAACUGCUUUUUAAAAAUAAAAAUAAAAAUUGAAACUGUUACUAUUAGAAUUGUACUAAACUACUUUUCUCUUUUCCUCUGAAUUCGACACAAUGUGAUCGGCUUAAUCUUUAAAAACAUUCUAAUCACUCUGUUUCUGCAGAAUAACUUGUUCAAUUCAUCCAUUUGAAGAGCCAUCAAAUGUCUAAUUCUGAUGUCAACUCUGCGAAGCCAGUUCACAUAUUAUUUCUCCCUAGUGGUCUGGGAGUGGGACAAAUGGUUCCGUUUUUCCGACUAGCUUCCAUGUUAGCUUCACAGAAAUGUAGAAUCACCUUCAUCACUAUGCUACUUGAAAUAUCUACCACAAAGUCGAGCUUCAUCUCCAGCUUUUUCGCCGAUCACCCAGAAAUUAAUCGACUAGAUUUUCAAAUUCUUCCCUUGAAUACCUCAACUUCUCCAAUUAAUGAUUCAUUCAUCAUGCAAAUUGAUGCGAUUAGUAACUCACUUCACCAGCUCGGCCCUCUGGUAUCUUCUUUGAAUGAACCAGUUUCUGCUAUUGUCUCCGACUUUAUCAUUGCUUCUAGUCUUUCGCAAAUUGCUACUAAUCUCAACAUUCCUCUUUACAUUAUCUCCACAACAUCAGCUAAAUUUUACUCUAUUGUGGCAUUCCUUCCUCUGCUAUUAUCCGAAGAUCCUACCGCUUUUAAAAACCUUUCUGGCAAUCUUGAGAUUCCAGGUUUAGGAUCAGUUCCAAAAUCAAGCAUACCCCGUUCGUGGCUGGAUGAUUCACCUACAAAUUAUGUAUUGAAAACCUACUUGCUGCCAAAUGCUCGAGCUCUCCCUCUAGUGACUGGCGUCUUUCUGAACACAUUUGACUGGUUUGAACCAGAAACGAUUGCUGCCCUCGAUGGUGGAAGAGUGACCAAUUCUCUUCCACUUGUUUUUCCUGUUGGUCCUGUGGGAAAUAACAAGCUAGGAGGAGACAAUCAGUGUUCAUGGUUAGACGAACAACCUGCUGAAUCAGUUGUAUAUGUCAACUUUGGAACUAGAGAGCCGAUUUCUUCACAACAACUAAGAGAAAUAGGACAAGGACUGGAGAUAUGCGGAUAUAAGUUUUUAUGGGUGCUAAAAGAAGAGCUUAUAGAGUUGUUUGGAGAUACAGAGAUGGAAAAGAAAGGGAAAAUAGUGAAAGCAGGGGAGAAUGAGGAAGCUAUUAUGGAACAUUCAUCCAUUGGACUUUUCGUGAACCAGUGUGAAUGGGAUUCAGUGAUGAAUGCAGCUUGGUUAGGAGUGCCAAUGCUAGCGUGGCCACAACAUGGUGAUCAAAAGUUGAAUGCAGAAGUUGUACAGAAGGCAGGAUUGGGGAGGUGGGUAAAAAAAUGGGGUUGGGGUGAGGAAAAUCUAGUGAAUGGUGAGGAAAUUGCAGAGAUGGUGAAAAACUUGAUGGGAGAUGUUAAUAUGAAGGUUAACGCUAUGAAAGUGAGGGAACAAGCUAGGAAGGCCAAUGAAAUUGGAGGGAGCUCUGAGAAGAGGCUGAGGAAAUUCAUUGAAACAUUAAUAGCAGAACAAAAAUGA
Messenger RNA from Lycium barbarum (goji berry), 1769 nucleotides. RefSeq names its product UDP-glycosyltransferase 13-like. NCBI's taxonomy places the organism in Eukaryota, Viridiplantae, Streptophyta, Magnoliopsida, Solanales, Solanaceae. The record is from RefSeq and is a predicted model, not a curated record. The transcript has a single exon. Gene Ontology annotation, molecular function: UDP-glycosyltransferase activity. Bases 396 to 1769 code for a protein of 457 amino acids.